Hipposideros armiger (great roundleaf bat) is the source of this 5709-nucleotide messenger RNA. RefSeq names its product SET and MYND domain containing 2 (gene SMYD2). Gene Ontology annotation, molecular function: protein binding. The transcript has 8 exons. Gene Ontology annotation, cellular component: nucleus. The record is from RefSeq and is a predicted model, not a curated record. NCBI's taxonomy places the organism in Eukaryota, Metazoa, Chordata, Mammalia, Chiroptera, Hipposideridae. Bases 4051 to 5565 code for a protein of 504 amino acids.
CUCUGUGAAGCCUUUCUGCUAUACUUUGUUCAUCUCCCUACUAAAACUUCUAUUGUGUUUUGAUUUGUAUUAGUUUCCUGUGGCUGCUGUGACAAAUUACCCCAGAACGGGUGGCUUAUGGUUCUGGAAGCUGGAAGUCUGACAGCAGCAGCAGUGGGCUGACAGAAAGGUGUCGGCAGGGCCGCACUCGUUCCAGAGGCUCUUGGGGGAAAUCGGGUCCUUGCCUCUUCCCGCUUCUGGUGGCCCUGUGCAUUCCUGGGGCAGUGUCCACAUCACUCCAAUCAUCUCUGGCCCCGUGAUAUCACUGCUGCCUCCUUGUCUGUCUGUGUCAAAUCUUCUCUGCCUCUCUCUCGUAAGGACACUUGUGAUGGCAUUGAGGGCCAACCCUGAUAAACCAGGAUAAUCAUGCCAUCUCAAGAGCCUCAAUUUAACACAGCUCCAAGGCCCUCUUAAACCAUGCAAGGGAACGUUCACGGAUUCCAGGGAUUGGGACCUAAUACCUUUGGCUGCCAUGAAGCAGUUACUACAUAACUGUUUGCAAGUAUGUUGGUCUUUUCACCUUUGCAUGAUGAGGGUCUAUCACAGUGUAAGCACAUAAUCUAUAAUCAAUAACUGAAAUACAUGUAGAGGGGUGCCAGGAUUGGGUACAGGUCCGUUGCCCAUGUUUAUCAGUAUUCCAUCUUUGUUAAGGCUUGAUUUCCCUAGGUCAGAGCUAUUUCUUUCACGUGCUAAUCUGUGGUUGGAAGGAAAGUUUACUCGCGAAUUAAACCAAUUUCUAGGUUAGAGAUAUUAAGCAAUGGGGGCCUUUAUCCUUGUAUCACUUCUGAGCUACAGUGAGGUGACCAAACAACUCCGUUCAAACGCCAUUCCUUUCUAAGCCACGGGGCAGAAGGAAGUGGAAACGAUGGAGGGACCCUGACAGCUGGAAGACGACUUUCACGGAAUGUGAGAAUGUGCAGUGGCAGAGUGACAAGCAUGAGCUGAACUAAGAGUGCUGUCAUCAGUUUGCCAGGCUGGUUUGUUGCCAUUCCUUCACCAUUUAUUUUAAACACGGUUUUCUUCAUAAUUUAAAGCUCCUAAAUUCAUGGCUGUUGCUUCACUGACUGUUUCCCCAUCUCCAAUCACUUGAGUUCAGCACAAAUCACAGGAAUAAGUGAUUCACCCCCAAGAAUAAGUCUGUUCCAGCCACCACGUACCUGGAAAGACCACUCAGUAGCCAUGCUAGUGUUUUUCUCAGCUGUUGAAAACCUUUCUUAAUGAAAGAGGAAAUAAGUACUUGCAAUUAAAAAAAAGUGAACAAGUAGAUUCCUUUGCACAAUUAUUCCUUGUAACUUAUUUACUGUUUGCAAUUGUUUACUUCUAUGUCAUCUUUGCACCUUUGGGCUGGUGAGAGCCCCCAGGAAUCAGAAAGUUAAAAAAACUAUAGAGCCCAAAAAUGUUUCCAAGAUUUGCCUAGGUAGGCCCAUAUUCAGAAACUUCUAAGGUUUGAGAAAUUCCUUUCAUGAACAUAUAUCCAGAUGCAAUAAAACGCAAUAGUCAUCAUCGAUUUAGGUAGCAUGGCUGGCACAAAGCUCAUCUAUCAGAGUGGUCUGGCACCUGUUGGAGAAUUUUUGGUCCGAGUCGACGCCUGUAGCCUGUCCAACAAGAACUACUUCCCUUCUAAAAUCAUCUCGAACAUCACACUCUCUCUAGCUCUGCUCCAGUCACUCUGUCUCUCAUACAGCUUAUACCUAUGGAACUUAGCACAUGAUGUUCCCUCUGCUCAGAAUGUUUGUCCCUCCUACUCUUCUCUUGAUUCAAUUCUAUUCAUCCUUUGGAUUUCGUUCUGGCAUUAUUUCCUGAAAAGCUUUCCCAGACAAGGUUAGAUCCCCUCAGCACUGCCUUAGCACUCGAGACCACUGACAGUUUGUAUUCAUGUGAAUAUGUGAUGAAAUGUCUGCUUCCUCCAGACUGUACCAAGCUCUCUGGGAGCAGGGAAUAAGUCAGUUUUUGUUACCAUGACAUCACCAGCCCUUAUCACAGUCGCUGGAACACAGUAAGCAUGUAAUGAAUAUGUCAAUGUUGAAUGAAUAUGUCGUGGAAAUCUCAUGCUCUCUCUGCCACCACUGGGUUGUUAGGCAAAUUAUUUAACUUCACAGAGCAUCACUUUCCUCAUUAGUAAGAAAAUGCCUCCUCCAGUCCCAAAAUUCUAGGAUAUUUAUGGCUCCUAUCUUGAGCAUACAAGAUUGAUCAGGCUCUAGUUAGACAGCCAACACUCUCUGUUGUCUGCCUGCCGUGUAGCUCCCCACAUGGAGACCAUAUGCCAAGUAAGAAACAGGAAUUACUCUGACAUACCUUUGCCUCUUUCUCUAAUGCCACUACUUCAUUCUGGCUUUCUUCACCUCCCAUUUAAAAUACUGUACAUGUUCCGUUAAAUGCUGGCCCUGUGUUCAGUCCUCUUCCCUGCCAGUCUAUCUGCAAAGCUGCCAGUGGAACUAAAACACUGGACCCCUCUGCUUAAACACUUUCAGCGACUCCCACACAUCUGGUACAAAACUCACCUCUUGAGAGGAUGCCCUUCUAGUGUUCCCAACUCACCUCCUGCCCUCUCCUUCCCACUCAGGACCACUCGGGGGUGGGGAUGGGGGCAACUACAUGCUCUCCUUUCAGGUCCCUCUGUUUGUACAUGCUGUUCUCUGCCUGGAAAACUGUUCUCCUCUCUAACACUUCCAAAGUCCCGUCCAUCCUUUAGGCUGAGCUCAAACAUCACUUGAACAUGUCACCUGCCUUGACCACACCCUCACUCCCCAGGUUGAGCUUGUCACUCGCUGCCUGUAUUCCCACAGAACACUUUGUACAAGCCACCAUAAUAUUCAGUAAGCUGUAUUUGUUCGCAGAGGGAUGUUUGCGGUGAGCGCAUGGGCCUCAAGUUCAGACUGACCUGAGGGUGAAGCCAAUUCUGCAACUUAACUGUGUGGUCUUGGACAUCAUUCAGAGUCUUAGUUGCCUAAUUUUGGAAAGGGGAGACAUAACACCUAACUUAUUGGGUGGCUGUUAUUAUAGAUUAAAUGGAUACUGUGUUUCAUGCACUUAGCUCAAUGCCUGAUCCAUAAUACUCAAUCACUAACGGUAAUUAUUAUUGGAAAGUGAAUGUGUCAAACGCAAAAACCCAGGCCUACCUUUUGUUCAACUCUCUAGCCUGGUGAUUGGCACAUAGUGGGUGCUCUCAGCGAACGCUUCUUAAAUGCAUCAAUGAAAUAGCAUCCCUGAUGUUUCUUUACAGGAAGGAUACAGGCUUACUCAUUUUAGGAAUUUCAUUGAAGUGUCAAAAAUCCUACUGACCUGAUGACAUACUUCAAAUCAUAUGCGUCUUUCCUUUUGCUGAACUAGUCCUGAACUUAACACGGGUAACAUAGUUUGAGAAUCAAGUUAGAGUUUUAAGCGUUCGUGUUUUCUGCUAAAUUCUCUCUUUAGGCUUUUCAUCUCACCUGUAUGCACAUCAAUUUCAGCCUUCACAUAAUCCUACGUGCACACUGAUUAUAUCUUUCUUUCAUAUGAAUCCCAUCAAUAGUGUGCACGUGUACAGGACUUAUGUGCCAAGCACUGUUGUCCUAUGAGCUUUUUUAUCCUCUACAAGACGCAUAACACCUGACUUUUCUAACAUGACCGUGAGUGGUCAAACGCCAGCCACAGCAUGGCAAUGCCCCCAACAAGCGUCUUUAGUUCCUUGAAGGCAAGGUUAUGUCUUGGCUUUUCCUCUGCGUCUCAGCCUGCAGCCUCCGAACCUCAGCGGCCUGUGCAUUUCCUCUUCCGUCCAUGGAAUUAACUCCCGCUAGAGGGGCAGAGGGAAGACUAUGUUCACGCUGAACAAAACUCAGAGGCUCCCUACGAGGUUUAAACUCCUUUCACCUUAGGAAAGCAUCCUGUACUCCUCAGCACAUCCCACUUUCCCGCUGUCAUUUCGCUUCCGUGUUCCCGAGGGACUCCUUCUAGGGUCUCUGACAAGGACACAGGAUCCUAAGGUUGAAAACCAUCUCUGUCCCCUUCGAGUUCCCAAGGACGGGUCAUCCUAUGGGCCAAGGCGACUGUCCAGGGGCGGCCCUGGACCCCGGUCCCCGAGGGCGACCCUGUCCUGCCCCCGGGACGGGGGGCAGCGUCCCGCGCUCCCCGUGGAGACGCGGCGGAGGCGCAGACGUCUCACGUCCUCCUUCCAGGAGCCGCAGGGGCGGCAACGCUCGGUCGCGGCCCCACCGGAAACGGCCCCGAGCGCGUGCGGGGCUGCCGCCGAGGGUCCCGCGCGCGAGGCGGGGCCGCGGGGCCGGUCCCCCUCCCCACGGGGGCGCGCGAGGGCCGGGCGGGGCCGUCGUCCCUUCCGGGGAGCCGUGGCCGCCGCCGCGUCGGCCGGGCGGGCGGCUCCCCACCCCGCCCCCCGCAGCUCUGGGUGACGCUUCUCCAAUAACAGCUCGCGGGGCGCCGCAGCUCCGCGCUCAGCCUGCGCCGGGCGCCCCUCCGAGCCAGCCCGUCCGCCGCGCCGCCACCAUGAGGGCCGAGGGGUACGGCGGCCUGGAGCGCUUCAGCAGCCCGGGCAAGGGCCGGGGGCUGCGGGCCCUGCAGCCCUUCCAGCUGGGGGACCUGCUCUUCUCCUGCCCGGCCUACGCCUGUGUGCUCACGGUCAACGAGCGGGGCAACCACUGCGAGCACUGCUUCGCCAGGAAAGAAGGAUUGUCCAAAUGUGGAAGAUGCAAGCAGGCAUUUUACUGCAAUGUGGAGUGUCAGAAAGAAGAUUGGCCCAUGCACAAGCUGGAAUGUUCUCCCAUGGUUGUUUUUGGGGAAAACUGGAAUCCCUCCGAGACUGUAAGGCUCACUGCAAGGAUUCUGGCCAAACAGAAAAGCCACCCAGAGAGAACACCUUCAGAGAAAUUGUUAGCUGUGACGGAGUUUGAAUCACGUAAGUCUUCCUGGGACCGGCUGAGGAGGUAUUUUAGCUCCUGUUUAAUAUUUCCCAGGGCCUGGUGGCCCAUGUGCCGUUUGCCACCCAGUAAGCCGUGGGGCAUGGCGGAGGUGACCCUCCCCAAGGACAAGACAGGGAAGGUUUUUACCAGCUACAUUGAUCUCCUGUACCCAACGGAAGAUCGGAAUGACCGGUUAAGAGAUUCUUAUUUCUUUACCUGUGAAUGCCAGGAGUGUACCACCAAAGACAAGGUAAGCUCCCUGGUCUGGCAAAGAGCUCNGUGGGAUGUUUCCAAGCUACGUGGGCGGGCCAGUCAUUUCCUUGACUCCAGAGCACCCCCUAGCGAGCUGCUGGAGAUUUGCGAGCUCAGCCAGGAGAAGAUGAGCUCCGUGUUUGAGGACAGCAACGUGUACAUGUUGCACAUGAUGUACCAGGCCAUGGGUGUCUGCUUGUACAUGCAGGACUGGGAGGGAGCCCUGCGCUACGGACAGAAAAUCAUUAAGCCCUACAGUAAGCAUUACCCUUUGUACUCCCUCAACGUGGCCUCCAUGUGGUUGAAGCUAGGAAGACUCUAUAUGGGCCUGGAGAACAAAGCGGCCGGAGAGAAAGCCCUGCGGAAGGUAUGUGUGUGGUGAGGGGUUAGGCUCCCCGCUGCCCGGAUGGCCUCCUCAGCACCCUUCCUUCAUCCCUCAGGAGGCCAAAUGACUGAACUGGUGGCGAAUGACCAGCUCUUGACCCACCUUGUGGCCACAGAAGUGGGAGGAGUGGGGUGGGUUCGG